AUGCUGUGCAAUACUAAACAACAUUAUCGAUCAAUUCCGCAACUUUUUUAUCAGUCUCGACGUUCAUAUACACAAACUCGUCAAUUAAAAGAUUUGCAACAGAUUUAUGAAUUACUCAAAGAAGAAUCUUUAUCCUCCACAUCAACUUUCUCAGAAAAGAUGGAUCCAAAUGGAAUAUUUGCUAACAAUGAACUAAAUUUACAGAAAAUACAAGUUUACGGAUUCGAUUUUGAUUACACACUAGCUAGAUAUAAGUCGACAUUGCAUUCAUUGAUUUACGAUCGUACAAAAGCAUAUCUUGUAAAAAACCUACGGUAUCCUGAUCAAAUAAUGGAUUUCUGCUUCCGUCCUGGAAUGGGAGCUCGUGGUCUUCAUCUAGAUAUCAAACGUGGAUGGUUGAUGAAAGUUGACAGCUAUCAUAACAUUCAAUUAGGCACUGUUUACCAUGGUAUGCGACAGGUAUCAGAGGAAGAAGUUAUUGCAGCACAUCGUGGGACAAAAUUGUCUGUCGACGAAGUUGGAUAUCUGGGGAUGACAUCAAACAUGUUUCAAUACGUUGAUAUUUUCACAAUACCUGAAAUAACUAUUUUGAGAGACGUUAUACAGUAUUUCGUUGACAAUAGUAUUCCGUUCGCUGCUGAAUAUGUACAUUACGAUGUUCGAGAAGCUGUUGGCGCUUUUCAUAAAAGUGGUCUUAUGCACCAAAUAGCGGGACAAGAUGUAGGAAAUUAUUUUGAGGAAAAUGUUCGUCUAAAGCCGUUUUUGCAACGACUUCGAGAUGCAAAUAAACAAUUAUUUUUAAUAACUAACAGUGCGUUUUGGUACGUUAAUCGUGGCAUGAGUUAUCUGCUUGGAGACAAAUGGCAAGACUUUUUCGAUAUUGUUAUAUGUCAAGCUCGAAAACCGUCAUUUUUCGGCGCACAAAAAAGACCUUUUAGGGAGAUUAAUAUCAAUAAUAAUUCAAAAUCAUGGGACCGAGAAAAACAAGUUGCUACCACUGACGUACCAAAGGGCAAUCUUACAACUCUUGUUGAUAUGACACAUUGGCAAGGCAAUGACGUUCUCUAUAUUGGUGAUCACAUCUAUGGUGACUUAGCAGAUUUAUUUCUCACACAUGGUUGGCGAACCGGUGCUAUUUUAGAAGAAGUGGAAGAUGAGAUCAACGUGAUUAAUUCCGAAGCAUUUCAAAAGACUAUUCGAUGGUUGAAUGUUCUCCAAUGGCUUAUCGAUCAAUUGCAAAUAGAAAAACUAUUCCUCAAACUUUCAUAUGCGUUAAUGAAAAAUUGGGUAGCAGAGCGAGAAGAAGAAAGAACUAAAUCUCGUGACUACUUCAAUCCGUAUUUUGGUUCUGUAUUCCGUACUUACACUGUACCAACAUAUUUUCAUCGACGUCUCGCUCGUUUUGCUGACAUUUACACGUCCAAUGUUUGUAAUUUUAUUAACUAUCCACUUGAUUAUAUCUUCUUUCCGCGUCGUAUGGCACUCGCCCACGAAAAUGUCUUACCAACUCCAGAUAUUGAUUUACUAUUAAUGAAAACAGCUCAAGAAGCAAUGCGUUUCGAAACGAAGAGCUAA
Messenger RNA from Adineta ricciae, 1575 nucleotides. Lineage: Eukaryota; Metazoa; Rotifera; Eurotatoria; Adinetida; Adinetidae. The record is from the annotation of a GenBank genome assembly.